AUGGCUCAACGCAUUAACAACUUCACCGUCAAUAUCUCGUUAUUGGUAUUAUGGGCCUUUGCAGCUCCCUUUGCAACACUCAUCAUUAUCUACUUUUCUACUCAAAUUCAAACUUACUUUAAAAACCAUUACUUUGUUUCUUCUGAACUAAGAGAUGCAAACUGUGAUGCAGUCUUAAAAGCUGGAAGGUAUCUCGAUGACCCAUCAUACCGACCUAUGUUAUGGCAGCCCGAUGGAUGUGCGAUGCACUCUUAUACCGGACCCUCUGCGUUGCACGAUUUCACUGAAUGCUUUGAUCCCGGAGACGAGAUUAUAGUGGCCGGUGACUCCACGGCACGCCAAAUUUAUUAUGGAGUUGUGGGUUCCUUACAACCUGGACAAAACUUUUACACCAACUUACAGACCAAUGCUACAAACAACAUCAAUGGGGUUUUGCUAAGAUUUUUUUGGUCAUCCUUUUUAGACGACGCACCACCAAUCAUCUUUAAAGAUAUUGCAAAGAAAGGUGACAAGUCUGAAUUUGGGGGAUUUCGAAAUGGCUUGAAAAAAAACCCCAACCGCAAAUCUAAAAGACAUGUGGUCUUCACUGGGGGACUGUGGCACGCAUGGCACAGAACUGAAAAGAAUGCAUUUAACUAUUAUAAUAGUACCAUGUCUCAGAUGUUUCACAUUUUCAAAACAGCGCCUAGUGGUGUUUUUGAUAAUGUAUAUUUUGCACCUGUCAUGAUUCCGAGCUAUUUCCAACUCCCUGAACACAAGAAGACUCCAAAAGUGUUGGCACAAAUGUUAAACUUUACCGACUCUUACUUUAACUUUCAUCGUGGAGAAAAUACUCAUGGUGAUACUGGGGGGAUUGUUUAUAAAGACUCUGGAGAGGUGGCAAUGUAUUACAUUCCAUUUCCCCAUGAAAUUGGAGGUGAAAACCACUACGGACUUUACGACCAGUCUGGCAUCCACUUCAAUGAUAUUGGGCGGUACCUGGAACCCGAUAUUUUACUGAACCACAUGUGCAACCAAAUCCUGGCAGAUAAAAAGGUGCCAAGCUUUACAGGUACCUGUUGUGUUAAGUACCCCGGAAUGUCGCGGAUUGCACAAGUUAUGCUUCUUGUCAUAACUGUUAUAGCGACAAUGGCUUUGGCUCUGGCACUGAUAGUUGUAAUUUUCCGGAAAAGUGUCAAGUCGAUGGCCAUUCUGCCUGCCAUUGUUUUGGCAAAUGUUUGGGCUGCGGUAUAUGUUUAUUUGGCUGAAAGCACACAUGCAUUAAAUAAAAUCGCGCUGCACUUUGAGCCCACAAAGUUUGCCGUUUUGAUUCAGCUGAGUAUGGUGGUGGCCAUAUUUUGGCCAUAUUUUGGAGAUUAUGGAUACAAGUCAUUAGGAGUGUCUAAAAGACUGAUUCCAGAGGGUGUUUUGAGUCGACCAUUUGUCAAUGAGUUUAAAGGAUUAUGUGUUGUGUUUUUGCUCAUUGUGGAAGUGACAGGCUAUAACCGUGUUUAUGAGACAUUUACUGGCGAGCUAUUAUCCCGAUUGUUUUUUUCAUGCUAUACCAUGGCUGAGGUUUAUACAUUUACGAUUGAUGUUAUUGAAAGGCGGUCUUUCAAGUUGUAUUUUUACAAGGUGGCCCAUAUUUUCUUGUUACCAGGGUUGAUUGGUUUGGCUUUGGACUACAAAACUUUACAAAAGCAAUCUAAUGAGCAUUCUUUGUUUAAGUUACUUAUGGAUUUGUCUCCCAUUACGGCCAAGUUGUUUUUCUGGUUUACAUUUGUGGUAAUUGCAGGAGAGUUGACUAAGGUUUUGCGCAACAGGUGUUCUCAGUCAUUGUGUGUUCAAGUGGGAGUAGGAGGAGUAUUUACUUUUUGUGCAAUAGUCUCUUUUAUUGUCCAAUUAAAGUUUGCACCAGCAGGUUCCUCGGAUGAAACUAAAACAACUCCAGCUGGGAUCAUGAUUGAUCUAGGAGACACGGUGUACAAUAAGCAGCAUCCGAUUCUAGGAGACUUUUGGCCUGUGUUUGGGUCCUUUUUAGCUGCGUGGUGGGGGAUUACUGUAGUUGGUACUAGUACUACUACUAGUACUACUGCAAUACAAGUACCUCCAAAACAGGCACUUAUUAGCAUUGCAGCAAUAACAACAGCCACAAUUAAUGUGCUGCAUCGGAUGCUCAAAUAUGAACUUCCUCCACUGCUGAUUGCUCCUAUAAACCGAUCGUAUAUGGAUUUGAGUGCUACAGGGUAUGCCGGGGAAAUUGCUCAGCGAGGGAGUGGGUACGGAGAAUUUGUACAUGGGGGGUUGUGUGUUGUUGCAGUUCUAUUUUGGGUAUUGUUUCGGUUAACUUUGCUGGAGAUUACCAGCGAUAAGAAAACCAAAAGAGAGUCCAGAUUCCGGUACAUGAAAGGGUUUAUUUUGGUUGGGAGAAGUGGGUAUGAGAUGGUUGUAUUGCGGACUCAUGUGUUGCUUUCAGUGGGCGGAACAACGCUAUUGCACGUGUUGCCAAUGGGGACUGGGGCAGUUAAUGUGAAGUAUGUUGAGCGGACAUUUGGGAAGAUUUCAAAAGAUGCUGAAUAUAAGUUUUAUGAGUUCCCUGGGGUUUUGAUGGAGAAGUUUCUUGAGAGUGUAAAUUUGUUUGUUGUUGGAUGUGUGUUUUGGGUGGUUGCAGAGACUGUAGCAGCAGGUUGGAGGGUUUUAGAGGAGAAGGAGGAGGAAGAAGAAGAGGAGGAGGAAGAAGAAAAGGAGGAGGAAGAAGAAAAGGAGGAGGAAGAAGAAAAGGAGGAGGAAGAAGAAGAGGUUUAUUAA
Molecule: messenger RNA, 2787 nt
Organism: Magnusiomyces paraingens
Lineage: Eukaryota; Fungi; Ascomycota; Dipodascomycetes; Dipodascales; Dipodascaceae
Exons: 1
Coding region: 1-2787 (928 amino acids)
Source: RefSeq, a predicted model, not a curated record